Molecule: messenger RNA, 6026 nt
Organism: Dicentrarchus labrax (European seabass)
Lineage: Eukaryota; Metazoa; Chordata; Actinopteri; Moronidae
Gene: tcf3b
Product: transcription factor 3b
Exons: 20
Coding region: 579-2453 (624 amino acids)
Biological process (GO): regulation of transcription by RNA polymerase II
Cellular component (GO): transcription regulator complex
Molecular function (GO): RNA polymerase II cis-regulatory region sequence-specific DNA binding; DNA-binding transcription factor activity, RNA polymerase II-specific; protein dimerization activity
Source: RefSeq, a predicted model, not a curated record
AACUUUCUUACGAUAGCCUUCCGCUGAACGACAUAGUGCUCGCAGCGCUCUCGCAUUUUGAUGAUUGCGGAUACGGCACACAAAACUGAGCUUCGGGAUUAGAAACCUCCGUCGUUUUGGCAACCGGAAGACGUUACAGCUGUAUUUUUUUCUGUGUAAAAACACCCCGUCUCUCAAAGGCGUUUGAAAUCGGACACCGCUGGCAUUGAGGCCCUCACUUUUGUGCGGAGGGAUACGGUGUGUCGUCUGACAAUGUGGACGGAGGUGGUGAAGAUGUCUACGAGAAGAAUGAAAUCAUCUCAGUUGUAACAACAAAAAAGGAAGACGCGAGAUUAGUUACUAUAAUAGAUUUGUUUGCACACAGACUUGUUACAUUGAAGCAAACACGUGGGCGCUGUGUGAAAAACAGGCUAACCGGGACAAAAGGAAGACAUCUACGGUGCUCCAAUGCGUUUCAUGCACUGAGGUCGAAAUUCUCUUGAAGUUUUAUGUUUUUCCCCUUGCGAGUCUCCGCUUUUCUUUUUACUGUUGGAUAUCAGACACUUGGAGAGGAGAGGGUUUAUUAGAGACUGAAGGGUAUGAACGAACAGCAGCAAAGAAUGGCUGCAGUGGGAACUGACAAGGAACUCAGCGACCUCCUGGAUUUCAGUGCGAUGUUUGCGCCUCCAGUAGCCAACGGGAAGAACAGGACAAUGACACUCGCCAGCAGUCAGUUUGGUGGAUCAGCAAUAGACGAGCGCAGCGGCUCUGGGUCUUGGGCUCCAGCAGAACAGAACAGUCCCUCUUUCAGCCAAGGACGGGGCUAUCCCGAAGGCUCCCACUACAGUGAGCAUGAAGGGUUGUCCUCUCCUUUCAUCAGUUCAGGAGUCGCAGGUAAAAAUGAGAGGCCACCGUACCCUCCGUUUGGAAGCCAGCCUGGUUUUCUUCCUAGCGACAUAGCGAUGCCCAGCCCAGAUGCCAUGUCCCCCUCCGGCCUGAAAUCCGGCUCCCAGUUUUACCCGUCAUACCCCAACAACCCCAGGAGAAGGCCGCCUGAUGGAGGCAUAGACACCCAGCCAAAGAAGAUUCGGAAACCCCCUGGCCUGCCGUCCUCGGUGUAUGCUUCCACAUCUGGUGAUGAGUAUUCCAGAGACAAUGGAGGAUAUCCCGGUGCUAAGCCUGGAGCUGUCUACCCUGGCUCUUUCUAUAUGCAAGAAGACCCCUGGUCGUCUUCUGGCUACUCUGCCAUGCUGGGUAACUCACCUCACAUUGGACAGCCAGGCUCCUUCUCUGCAAUUAACCCACAGGACAGGAUGAAGCGUCAACCCCUGCCUCUGUCCCCACAGAACUAUCCUCUGCAUGGCAGCGAAGUCAACGGCUUCCACUCAGCCCCUACCACCUACAACCACACACCCACCAUCAACGGAGAAGGCAUCAUGGCCAACCGAGGCACCACAGCUGGCAGUUCAGGGGAUGAAAUUGGGAAGGCUCUUGCCUCAAUUUACCCGUCGGACCACAACAGUAAUAACUUCCCCUCAGCUCCAUCUACUCCUGGAUCUCCUCAGGCUAUUGCAGGAGCUCAGUCUCAGUGGCAAAGACCAACCACACCCAACUAUGAAGGGCAACCACACACACUGCAGAGUAAAAUGGAGGACCGUUUGGAGGAGGCCAUCCAUGUACUGCGUAGCCAUGCUGUGGGCCAGGGUCCUGGCUUAGAGGGCGCCCACUCCGACAUGCACAGCCUGCUGUCCUCAGUACACAAUGGGGGCCUUGGGGGCCUCUCUCCAGCUUUCCCCAAUGCUAGCCUUGCCCUCAGCAACAGACAUCCUGCUAUGCAGCAAGGGAAACAUGAGGAGCCCACAGGCCUUCCUCCCAGCAGCACUCUUCUGCACGGUCAUCACGCAUCCGGACCCACACCGUCAGUUGGCCAACCGGAGGGCUUUACCAGUCUCCCUGGUGGUAUGGCCCGCUCCACACACUCCUCCAGCAGCUCAGACAUCAAAAGAGAAGACAAAGAGGACGAUGAAAACUCAUCUGUUGCAGACAAAUCAGAUGAUGAAAAGAAGGACUCCAAGGCAGCACGCAGUCGAACAAGUCCAGAGGAAGAUGACGAGGACCUUCCCCCUGAGGUGAAGAUGGAGCGCGAGAGGGAACGGCGAGUGGCUAACAAUGCCCGCGAGCGUCUCAGAGUACGGGACAUCAACGAGGCAUUUAAGGAGCUUGGGAGGAUGUGCCAGCUGCACCUCAGCCAUGACAAACCUCAGACCAAACUUCUCAUCCUGCACCAAGCCGUCAAUGUCAUCCUCAAUUUAGAACAACAAGUCAGAGAGCGUAACCUUAACCCCAAGGCAGCAUGUUUAAAACGCCGUGAGGAGGAGAAGGUGUCCGGGGUGGUGGGUGAGGCAGCCAUGCAGCUCUCAGGAGGCCAUCCUAGUAUGGGAGGAGAUGGCCACAACCCAGUUGGCCACAUGUAACACCAGAUCUGGUGGUGUUUCCUUGGCUGUCAGAGGAUGUGGCCUUAACAGAUUUCUUCCACCCAUUAUUCUCAGUGUGUGUGUGUAUAUGUGGACAUGUCUGUGUAUUGUCCGUUCAAGUUUCAAGAUGCACAUUCACACACUCGUACACACAUGCAUACUGCCAAAACUGACACAGCCUGUUUGUCGCACUCCCAACCAUGACUACAAGCUCAAAUGUGAAGAACUUUUUUUAGUUUUGCUUUGUUUUAUACAUGUAAGAUUUUUUUUUUUCUUCUUGGUUUCCACAAGAAUUAUGGAAUACCGGAGUACUUUUUGUCCUGCCACAAAUUGGGACUUCACACACUGCCGAGAGGUGCUCUUGUGAAAGAAAGGAGACCUAAACAAACACAAAUUGAAUCAAGGAUUUGUGCCUAAUUGUUACAUGUUUUCUAUUUGACAUUUAAGCAAAUUGCUUUACAUGUGAGGAACAUUUAUUGUGAGGGAUUGCUUAUGUGUAUGAGCAAUUAUUUUUAAUGUAUGUCAUUCCCAGCGUGAUGGUACAGUCUUACAUAUGUUAUGUAACCAAGCCCAUAGUUGAAGUUGAAUUGUCUAAAUUCAGUGACCUUUCCUUGAUCUUAUCGUAAAAUGUUUGGGGAAGGCAAUGGAAAGGUCACUAGGGAAAGGUCAAAGUUUUGACAGUCCAAAAGCAGCUUAUAAAAGACGGGAACUCUGGCCCAGAGGCAGUCUCUGACUGAAGCCCGUUCUCAUCCCACAAGGCAUCUGGAGGCUUGGAAUAGAAGACUCCUUCCUUGAAGGUUUAUGAAUUAUCCAAAUGGUAGAGUCUGUCGACUACAAAACUGUUCUUCCUAUUUGUUGACCACAAAUUCUAGAGUUACUCCAGUAAUCCCUUGUCAUAGGUUCAGGUUUUUGUACUGCUUUAUGUACUAAAGCAUACAUAGACCAGAUAAAGCACAGUUGUAUAGGUUUAGGCUGGAAGUUAAGCGUCGAACCUGUUGUGCAUUUCAGUCCCUGAAAAUCUUGUACAAAAGCCAUUUGAGACACUUGCUAAGUGAUCAGCACCACUUAGUGCUCUUACUUACUUGAAAUGGUUUACUGACAAUGCCGGCAGACUUAACAGCUGAAGUCUUUCCCCCUUAAUUGAUGUUCUGUAAAAGACAAAAAAAAUCUGGGUUCCUUUGACGGAGGGAUCUCAUCAGUCCGCAGUUGUUUGAAGCAGACAAGCCUUUGUAUGACAGAGGCUUUCUUUUCCUAAAUGAGCAUUCCCACUGAAUUACAGCCCCUCACCUUCCUCCUGAGUAAGUUUGUCACAUUUCUUACCGAGAGAAGUGUGACGUGUAAAUUCACUUCAUACAUUACUCUGAUAUGUUUCAUUUUUCAAAAUUAAAUAUAUAUAAAAAUAUAUAUUUUUUGUUAGUCUAUACAUUGUAGAUUUUUUACAUAAAUGGCAAUAUUAGUUUGAAGUUUAGAGUGUAUUGUAGAUGAGCUGAAUGGGAAGGGGAUAUUUGACAUUUAAAUGAAAUUGUUCAAAAAUUAAUUCAAAAUUGAACCGGGAUGACCGAGGACAUGGGGUCAGCAGAUGAAAAAUGUUGAAAGCGUUUGGUGUAUCCUUUAUUCCAGUUUAAGUUGUAAAGCUUAUCAUCAGCUACCCAGAUGAAUUUUUUCUUUCCAUUUGGGGGUAUGUGGACAGCGUUUGUGCCACAGUCCUGUUGAAGUGUUCUUACUUUAGCAGUGAGGCACUGAGGAAAAAUGUGGGAAGGGAUUUUUGUCUCUAACAGUAAUUAUGCAACUGGUUUUUGAAUGUAGCUACCAUACAAAUGUGGAUCACCUUCAUUUUCAAUGUUGUGUUCCUGCGUUUUUUUUUUUUUUUUUUUUUCUCAGUACAGUAUAGUAGAUUUCAUUUCACCUUUCUCUAAUGUCUGCCCUCAACAAAGUGGCCCUCAGUGUGCGGCUCACUUUUUAGUAGCCCGCGCAUUUAUUUUGGAGGCAGACGUCGGUAUUUGGGUGUAAGGUAAUGGAUAAUAAGGAGAACAAAACAGUGUUAUUGUGAUGUUAUUCCCAUGUCAUGUCAUGUUGUGAAUGGUUUUUACCAACAUGUAAUCACAUAUGGGAGGUAGAGCAUUUUGUGUGUUUAAUUUCUACAAAAAGAGAUGAAGAAAAAGACCUAUACAAAUCAAUAGUGUGGCCUUUUCAUUCUCAAGACUUAAGAUGACAUGAUGGGAGAGUGAUACCUUAUCAGUGCCUGAACUUGUAUUUUCAUUUAAGACAGUUUUAUUUUGUGAACCAUAUCAUUUCAUUUAUCAUGGAGAUUAAAGAGGUACUUGUUCAUUCCCCCACCCUCCCUUCUCCUAAUGCUUUUUUCAAUUUUCAGGAAGAAGUUUAAAUGGUAUAAAGAGAUUUUCUUUCAGUGUAUCUAGUUAAAUAAAUAAAUGUUACGUAGAUCUUGUUUAGUUUUAUUCCUUUUUUUCUAAUUAUUCAACUGGAUUAUAUUGUCCAAACUGCUGUUUUAGUUAAGGUCAUGGGUCCAGGUCAUGAGUUUUCCUUCUCUGCCCUAUAUUGCUAAAUCAAUUGACAUUACGGGGUUCAAGAGACGCUGCUUUUGGCUCGGAUUGUCUGCUUUUGAUGCACAUUAACAUGUUUCAGUGUAUGUGUUGCUUCAACUUCAAUGUAGGGAGUGAGUUUUAUUUUCCGUAGUAGCUGGAGCCUCUAAUGACUUGGAGCAUUUUAAAUUUCUGUAUAUCAGAGUGCAAGCCCUUUGCUGCAGUGACUUUCAGUAUAUUUAGUCUCCAGUGACAAUUUUCACCUCUGACCUUUUACUCUUCCAGCUCUUUGAUGGCGUUGACGGUGACUUUUUGUGAGAAGUUCUGAUCACUUCUUUCAACAAGUUGUAUUUGAAGUUUUGCUUUUUAUUAUUACAAGAUCAAUAAGUGUACUGAAUAUUGCUGAUUUGUUCCAAGGGAAAAUCUGACUUGAUGUCAUUUAGUAUUCUGUGAACAUCCCAUUAGCCUACAAGAUACAUACUCAAAUUUGUUUGGGGGAUCCUUAUUUGUUAACUCAAGUCUUGACAUAGAUACAGUCUGAAAUCUGCAGAAAAGCAACCCAACCACUGCAGGAGCAAAUAAUGUCAACAGAAAAUGACAAGAUUAUGAUGGGAAAUGUUCAGUUGACAGGCUUGAACUUGUUUUGGUAUAAGAAAGCAGUAAUAAAACACUUGCUUUCAACAAUUUUGUCAUAUCUUUGUUGAACUAAAAAGGGGGGAGACUAUUGAGUGUUAAUACAUUCACAGGUACAGAGCCUGACAUCAUGGAGUGAGGACGCUGUUGACUCCUGCAAGGUCCUCAGAGUGUCUCACUCAAUCUCUCUCUCUCUUUUUUUUUUAUAUAUAUAUAUAAAUAUAUAUAUAUAAAUAUAUAUAGUUGAGAACUGUCCUGUAUAUAACAGUAAUGUAGCAAUAAAUGUGCCAUUUUUAAUAACAGAUUAUACCUUUUCCAAUGUCUGGCUUUUGAAUAUUGUAUACAUAAAAAGGAAAAUAAAGGAAAACAUUGUAAUAAAGGGUUUAUUGUAGUUGGAAAA